Messenger RNA from Cydia splendana, 2244 nucleotides. Its product is annotated as leucine-rich repeat-containing protein 24-like. The record is from RefSeq and is a predicted model, not a curated record. NCBI's taxonomy places the organism in Eukaryota, Metazoa, Arthropoda, Insecta, Lepidoptera, Tortricidae. Gene Ontology annotation, molecular function: protein binding. Gene Ontology annotation, cellular component: extracellular matrix. The transcript is spliced from 2 exons. The coding region runs from base 122 to 1858 and encodes 578 amino acids.
GAGACUGCGUCUCGGACGCACGCGUGCGUCCUGCGACUAGUCGCGCGACUGACAGUGCAGUGUGUGUGAUAUUGUGUUUGCAUUGGAUUGAGAAAGUAAACGUCAAAGGUUCUGCUAUGAAAUGGGCAUUCGGGCAUUAUGGCAGGGGUUCUGGAUCCUCAUGCUCAUAAACCAGGCUGGAAGCGACUGGCUCAACUGCGCUUACAUCGCGCAGUGCCACUGCAAAUGGUCGUCCGGGAAGAAGACCGCCUCCUGCGUAACCGCCGGCCUCGAAAAAAUACCUCAUCUAGCGGCGGACAUCCAAGUACUAGAUCUACAUGGAAACCCAUUGAAAGUGCUCGGACAAGAUGCAUUUGCGAGCAUAGAAUUGUUAAACUUGCAACGAUUGAAUCUAAGCUCAACGAACCUACGCUCCGUGAGUCCAAACGCUUUCAGAGAGCUCCGUAUUUUAGUCGAACUAGACCUGUCUCAAAACGAAUUGUUGCAAUUGUCACCUGACACGUUCCGGGGAAACGUCCGCUUGAGACUUCUGGUGCUUAACGACAACCCUUUGAGCUCACUAAUUGCGGAGCAGUUUCCGCCGCUGCUACAUUUGAAGAAACUAGAACUUUCCAGAUGCCGCUUGCGUAGUAUACACCAGUUUGCUUUGGUGAAUUUGCGGGCGUUAGAAACUGUGCAUGUGCAUCAAAAUUUACUGACUUAUGUACAAGAAAAUACAUUCAACCUCCCCGUUUUGAAAACAUUGACGCUCUCAGAGAAUCCUUGGUAUUGUGAUUGUAGAUUAAGACGGUUCCAUGAAUGGUUUCUGAACAGUAAUCUUGGGAACGAAGAAGUGAUCUGUAGUGGUCCAGAGAAUGUUUCUCAAGUGUCAUGGCGUUCUAUCAAAGGGGAAGAAAUGGUUUGUCCGCCUAUUGCUGUAUCGAGUCCAAGAGUUAUUAGAACGGAGUCCGGUGCUGACAUACGGUUUGGAUGCUUCAGUCGUGGCGAUCCCGAACCCAUAGUAGCAUGGUACCUGCAAGACACUGAAGUCCAAAACGACACGAUAAAUCAUAGUGAGAUUGUUAUAAAUAGAUAUCAAAGUAAUUAUUUUAAUGAGUUUAGUGACGAUAUCAUAAACAAAAGUGCGCAAUGGAUCAACGUGACCAUAACUAAUGUGACGAGUGAACUUUCUGGUGAGUGGAAAUGUAGUGCAAAAAGUUCGGUAGGGGAAGCCACUGCCUAUCUGACCUUAGUCUUACCUAAAGCGCGCACAGCCACUGCUCGCGUCGCUCCAGACUACUCAACGCUCUUCAUGGUGGCAGGAUCCAUGUUAAGCAUGGUGGCAUUAGGAUUCGUAGCAGCUUGUGUUUGUUGGAACACCAAACGCCAAAGAAUGCCGCCGAGUAGGAGUUUCACUGACCAAGAGAAGAAGCUUCUCGAUACAUCCCUAGCCGUCAGCUGCGACCGAACAAGCGGUGGAGGCUCAUCAUACGGGUUUGAGAUGUUAGAUCGAUCUAUGUCGAUGGAAAGCGAGGACACGCGGUGUUUAGAGCCCGUUCAAAUAACUAUUGAAGGCCCGCCUGGUUCAUUCCCGCCUCCGCCGGCCGAGUUCGCUCUGCCCGCUCCUUAUGGGAACAUCUUUAUAUCCGUGCAAGUCUCGGGUCAUAACGAUGAGUAUCCUGACUUGCUCGGUGGCGGGGCCACGCUGCCUCGAAGAAGCCGCACAUGCUUCUUGAAGUCAGCCUACGACAACAUGGGACCGAGGAUCACGGCUGCCGGCAGCUCCACUUGGUCCCUCCCUGGUGCCAAUGUAGAUAGUAAGGAUACCCCCGCGCCCUUACCCCUUUCGACCUUUUCCACUGAAUUUACCGCUCUAUAAACUAGUUAGUAAGUUUGAACCAUCAUCAUUGUUUAUUUUGCAUAUUUUAUCCGAGAGUUUGUUGUUGAGAUAGUAUUAUACGCCUGUUAUUUAAGUUACUUUGAUAAUUAACACUAUUAACAUAUCACUUUUGUAGAUGUUGUUAAUUUUACUAAUGUUUUUUAACAAGUGUCAUUUUAUUGUAAGUGAAAUAGGACUGACGAGUACAUAGCUAGUAUACGAACGAUACUUUUUUUUAUCCGCGUUAGUUUAAGAACUGUCUAAAGCUACUUUUACUAUACAGUAUUGUAAAUGUAAAGCUACAUCCUAAGCUAUAUUUGUAAGAAUUUUUGAUCGAAAACUGUUGCUUUAAAUCGGAUGAGAGAAUAAAAAAGAUUGAAUUAAAA